This is a messenger RNA of Cooperia oncophora, 327 nucleotides long. The record is from the annotation of a GenBank genome assembly. NCBI's taxonomy places the organism in Eukaryota, Metazoa, Nematoda, Chromadorea, Rhabditida, Trichostrongylidae.
AUGCCACUAACGGUCGAGCCAUUGGAGGCCGCAGUUCCAGCUGCUGGAGGCAAAUCCACUCACCAACUCACCAACAAUACGAAUCAGAGGAUGAUCUUCAAGAUUCGAAGUACUAACAACGACGAGUAUCGUGUUCGUCCCGUCUUUGGAUUCGUCGACCCGGCUGGAAACGCAAGCAUCGAAGUGACACGAUUGAACGGCCCGCCGAAGGACGACCGAAUUGUGGUGCAAUUCGCACCCGCACCAAAGAACGCCAGCGACGCGAAGGAGGCAUUUGGACAGACAGAAGUGACCAGCAUGUUCUCCAUCAAUCUCAGUGCCACCUAA